GUUCACCAUGAUGGAGUGCUCCAGUCUGAACCGCCGUCACUGUAAAGAAACCUUCAACCUUUAUUACUUCCAGUCGGACAGCGACGAGGCCACGCCCACCCACCCGGCGUGGAUGGAGAACCCGUACACCAAGGCCGCCACUGUGGCGGCCGACCACCUGCUGCGGCCCGGCGGCGAGCGCCGCUACAACGUCAAGCUGCUGCGCCUGGAGCCCCUGAGGGGGGCGGGGCUUUACCUGGCCUUCCAGAGCCAGGGCGCCUGUAUGGCGCUUCUCUCCGUACGUGUCUUCUACAGGAAGUGCCCGCCCCUCCGUCGCGCCUUCGCCUCCUUCCCCGAAACCGUUCCCCACUCACUGGUGGAGCAGGCUCAGGGUGUGUGUGUGGAGAACGCCGUGACUCCGCCCGGCGAGCAGUCGCGACCUCCCAGCAUGCUUUGUGGCGAGGACGGGCAGUGGGUGGGGCAUCCGACGUCCAGCUGCGCCUGUCGCCCCGGAUACGAGGCGGGCGACAGCGACGUGCGCUGCCGAGGUGAGUCCACAAAAUAAAAGCACGGUUUAA
Molecule: messenger RNA, 557 nt
Organism: Plectropomus leopardus (leopard coralgrouper)
Lineage: Eukaryota; Metazoa; Chordata; Actinopteri; Perciformes; Serranidae
Source: RefSeq, a predicted model, not a curated record